Molecule: messenger RNA, 4163 nt
Organism: Gryllus bimaculatus (two-spotted cricket)
Lineage: Eukaryota; Metazoa; Arthropoda; Insecta; Orthoptera; Gryllidae
Source: the annotation of a GenBank genome assembly
AUGGAAGUGAACGUCAGCGACUGGUUUUUGCUCUGUUCUAGGAUGAGCGCCGCCGGUGAAAAUUUCUCCACGUACCCCUCCACCACCAACUGGUUACUUGUAACUGCUGUAACGCUGAGCCUGUACGUCUUCGGAACGUGGAACUAUGAUUUCUUUCGGAAGCGAAAUAUCGCCUCCACACAUCCCAAGCUGCCUUUUUUGGGAGACAUGUUGGCGGAACUUUUAGGUCUCCGCGCGACUCCCGACAGCAUUAAGCAGCGUUACAAAUGGGGAAAAGGCCAUGGUGUGUUUGGCUUCUUCGAAUUCAUGAAGCCCAUCUUCUUAAUUCGCGAUCCGGAGAUUGUGAAGGAGAUCACAGUAAAGCAGUUUGGAAACUUCACAAAUCGGCGACCCAUUCCAUGUGAAAAGUCAGAUCCCCUAUUCCACAAGAAUAUUUUCACGCUUGAAGGUAUCGUCAAAAAAUAUUAUUUAGUUAUGAAUAUAAUAAAUUGUUACCUUAAUCUUUUCUGUUGUCCAGAUGAUACGUGGAGGAACAUGCGUUCUAGAUUGAGCCCUUCUUUCACCCCUAGCAAACUGAAAACAAUGUUUCCAAUCGUUUCGAAAUGUGCCGAGAGGAUGACGGACUAUCUGAAGCAGAAAUACGAUGCUCUUCCCAUUGCAGAUUCUACCGAGCAAUCCAUCACCUGUGACAUAAAGGACUUCUGUACCCGCAUGGCAAACGAUGUGUUUCUAAGCACCAGUAUGGGAGUGCAGUGCGACUCCAUGCAAAAACCUGAGAAUGAAAUAUACCAAAUGGGAAAACUUCUCACGGAUUUCAACACGUGGAGAAGUUUGGUGUUUCAUGGAUACUUGGUAAUACCCAAACUGAUGAAGCUGAUGACUCUGCCCAUACUCGAUAGAAAGGCGACGGAUUUCUUCGGUGGCCUGGUGCGAGAGGUGACAGCGGAGAGACGGGCGAAGGGGACCAUUCGCUCUGACCUGCUGCAAUUCCUGAUGGACGCUCGUCGUAGGAGAAAAUCAGUGCACAGCUGCGAAAGGCGGGACAGCGGAGAUAAUAUAGAACUGACCGAUGAAGAUAUGGUGUCGCAGGUGGUAAUUUUUCUUUUUGCUGGUUUCGAGACACUAUCCACUGCGCUAUCUUUUACUCUAUAUGCUUUGUCUCAUCACCAUGAUGUUCAAACUCGUUUACAGGUCGAAAUAGACCAAGUUAUGACCAAAACUAAUGGAAAAUUUACUUACAAAGCAAUACAGAGGAUGAAGUAUCUUGAUAGUGUUAUUAAAGGGGAGCGGUUGGCGCUGCUGGAGAUGAAGAUGGCGCUGGUGCAUCUGCUGGCGCGGUUCGAGCUGUUGCCCAGCGCGCGCAGCCCGUACCCGGCGCGCUUCCAGGCGUGCUUCAACCUGACGCCCGAGGGCGGCUUCUGAUUUCAAAGUAUAAGACUGGUGUUAAAAAUGCGAGUGUUGGAUGCCAAAGCGACUGAGUUUUUCGACACGCUGGUGCAUUCUACAAUCAAGGAGCGCCAGCAGAAGGGCAUCUUCCGUCCCGACAUGCUGCAGCUGCUCAUGCAGGCGCGCGAAGGGCAGCUGAAGGCGGAGAAAGAAGACGCGUCGGAGGCCGAGGAAGUGGGCACCAGGAAAGCCAAACUUGAAGACAAUGAUGUAUCAGCGCAAGCAAUUAUUUUCUUCUUUGCUGGAUUUGAAACCAUUUCCACGGCACUCUGUGUUGCUUCAUACGCUCUUUCGCAUAACGAAGAGGUGCAAAAGCUCUUGCAAGCGGAAAUAGACGACGCAAUGGACGCAAGCGGAAGAAAACCCACAUACGAGACUAUACAAAAAAUGAAAUACCUGGACGCAGUCAUUAACGGUGCUGAGGAGAAACCGUUUCCCACCGACAUGAAGAAUUUAUUCACCCGAAUGGGCACGGAUGUGAUUGCUACUGUUGCAUUUGGAGUGAGCUGUGACUCUCUGAAGCAGCCUGAGAACGAAUUUUUUCAAAUGGGAAAAGCAUUGACGAUGUUCAAUGUACUAACAACUAUGAAGUUUCUGGGAUUUAUGAUCUUCCCGAAGUUAAUGCAGAUGCUGAAAAUUAGAAUGCUGAAUGGCAAAGCGUGUGACUUCUUCGACUCACUGGUGCACGCUACAAUCAAGGAGCGCCAGCAGAAGGGCAUCUUCCGUCCCGACAUGCUGCAGCUGCUCAUGCAGGCGCGCGAAGGGCAGCUCAAGGCGGAGAAAGAAGACGCAUCGGAAGCGGAGGAAGUGGGCGCCAAGAAGACCAAACUUGAUAACAAUGACAUGUCAGCCCAGGCGAUUAUCUUCUUCUUUGCUGGAUUUGAGCCUGUUUCUACAGCUAUUUGCAUCGUGACGUAUCUUCUGUCACACCAUGAAGAGAUACAGAAGCGUGUGCAAGAAGAAAUAGACGAUGUAAUGGAUGGAAGUGGACGAAAGCCUUCUUACGAAACCGUUCAGAAAAUGAAGUAUAUGGACGCAGUCAUAUAUGGUCAAAGAUUGGCAUUGAUGGAAGUGAAGUUGGCCUUGGUGCAUUUGUUAUACAAUUUCAACCUGCACCCGAAGACAAAAUAUCCCAUGGAAUAUCUGCCCGGCUUGAACUUUAUGGUACGUGGAGGAUUCUGGUGUGAACUAUCACCUCGACAACUGUGAAGUGUUAAAUGUGAAUAAUAAUUAAUGUAAUGAAUGUAAUGUAAUUAAUAAUUAUUCGUGAUAGUUCAAUUAAAUGCCUUUAUAAAACUCACUAAAAACACAAGAAAACUUACAUUGUGAAAAUGUAAAUAAGAGUGUAUUCCCACAUGUGCAAGUUUUAAGCUAUUUGAAUUUGUUUAAAUUGGUCUAAAUCCAGUGCAAGGAAACGUAACAAUACCAUUUUACCAAAUAUUCAAGUUAUCAAAUUAUUUGAUGAACUACUAUAUUUUAUGUGCACCUAUACAUUAUAUUUGAAAAUGGUGAAACCCAAAAUUUAAUUAAAACAUCAAACAAGGGCCAUUUCAAGUUCCUAAAAUAACAUUAAUUCUUAUCUUCUAUAUCGUGGAAGAAUGGAGCAGAAAAUAACGUACAGUUAAUCCGACUCAAUUACUAUGAGUUUUAAUUUAAAUCUUGUUUUAAGAUUGUCAUAUAUUACAGUCAUGCAUUAUAUUACAUUCACAUACGCCUACUUUUAUACAAUUUAUACGAAAAAUUCGUAAUUAAAAUGAUUUUUAAAAAAAUACGAAAAUUAGGGCUCAUUCUCUGCCUGGAAAAAAACAUUUGAGUUAUGCAUUUCACGUCCGUCUUUCCAUAACAGUAGCCUGACUCAUUCCAAUAUUCCUGUUGAACAUUUUAUCACCUUUGUUUACUUUUAAAUAUCACUAAAUCUGAUUCUAGUUGCAUUUUAAAAUAUGAAAAAUAGGCAUUUAUUCUAAUUAUCAUAAAAAUGCACCUACAAUUGGUUUCACGACAAUAAAAAGAACAAUAAACAAGAACACAAAAAAGUCUUUUUCAUUCAGCUUCCCCAUUUGUACUCUAUAUACACGCAUACACACACUUUCCUUAUACACUCAUGGCCAUGUUACUUUAAUGUGCUAGCUUCAAGAAUUUUAAUCUAAUGACAGUUCUUGGUCUUUCUACACGUCAGAAUAAUUAAUGUCUAUUGCUCACUUCCCUUUUCGGUUCACCACCUGCUUGUACGUUGUUAUCCGGACGACCCCCGGUCGUCACUCAGCAUCCUCCAAUACAUCGUCGGACUUGAUGCAUACUAGUUUGUAUCUUUUACUUCAUUUAAAAAUAUUCUUUCGCCGAUUGACAUUUACGUUCCUUCGCAGUUAACGACACACUUAUAUCUGAUUUCUUCGUUUUACCUCUUCUCACAACCAAAGAUAGCAAUUCUCUUAACCUACACGUAUUAGCAUGUUCGAGAACUUCUCUAUAGUGCCUCCAACCCCUACUAAAUUUUGCUAGCAUCUCCCCCGACAGUUCAUACCUCGCGCGGCUCAAUUGUUCUUCCAUGCGCAGUAUUAUUCGAAAACUCAUCUCUUAUUCACGAGCGACACUUCCGCCUUUCUGAUUAGUCAAUCGUCUAUCGAUACCUGCUUUGUUUAUGCUUUGACUAUAUUCCACUACUCUCGUAAGUGUUUUUUAUAUUGAAACUAUCAAAUGGCCAAUCACACUACAAAGCU